UCUGUUUACAAACUGAAGCUGGGAGGCGUUAGCAGAGAGGAGCAGGACACGGCAGAGCUAACGCUCUGGAGCCCAGCAAAGACCACCUCGAUUCACCCACAUACACACAAACACACACUCUCUCGCCACCCAGGACCCCUUUUGCAAGAAUGAGGAAAUCUGGAUAAACCGAAUACUAUUACUGGUCAUCAUGGGGUUUUUCUUUUUUUUCUCUCUCCUUGAAGGAGGACUGAGAGAGCAGAUGGUUUGAGGCUAAGAGAAAAAUACUCCCCCACAGUCUGCAUGCAACACGGUGCAUAUACAUGCAGACGCGCACAGACAGUGGGGAAAUACAAGUCUCGUCUUGAGGCUGUGGGAAGGGUUGUAUGCUGUCCUUUUUGUUUCGAUUUUUUGGAAGGGGCCUGCGUUCACUCCAGAUAAGGAAUACUUCUUAUGUAUAAGCCAUUUUUCAGAGAAAGAGAGAGACGACUUUGAAAGAAGAACGAGAAUAACAGCAAAGAGGGACGAGGCUUGUAAAAAUCUUUUGUGAGAGGAAGGUGGACAAAGGUUGUUCUCUAUAAGGGUUCUUUCUAGAUUAAGUGUUGCUUCCACUGUCAAUCUGUGCUAUUGUUUCUCAAAUAGUUGGGCACAUAUUUUUAGGUCACUAGACAAUAAGAUGCAAGUAUCACCAAUGAACUACAGCUUAUAUCAUAUUUUGUGUGUGAUGACACUGAGCAUGAUAUAAGAUAUAAGAUUUUGUCUUUAGCUCUUCGACUUCGACUGAGACAUUCUUCAAACAUAGGAAGCGAAUAUCAAGGACAUGUUAUGAUCUCUUUGUCUCUGUGACAAUGCACAGUAUGUCAACAACACAAGAAUCGAACAGCGCAUGAAGUCUUUUGUUUGUCGAUACUGUCGACAGAAAGGCAAAAAAUAAAAAAAAAAUGAAUCAAGUAGCAAAGCUAAAAUAAAUAUAACAACGCGAGUUAUUGCUUCAAGCUUCCGCAGUUUUUACUUCGCACCCUUUGUGAUUCAAGACCGACGUAACGGAGUCCGCAGUUUGCCUUGCUGAAGAUUAUCGCGAGUAAAAAAGGCGGAACUGGCGGUUUGGGCACCACUUUCUCGUGCUUUCGCUUCGGCUGAGAACCUCUGAAUUUACGGUGCCAGCGUUUGGAGUUCGAUUACAUGCAACCAUUCCAAUGGUGUAACGGCUGCCUCUGUGGUCUAGGGCUGCAGCGUUCAGACUGCGAUAUGACGUCAGACGAUCUUUACCACCUGCCACUCAACGUGUAUGUCAUUGUUCUGGGCAUUGGCCUCUUCAUCUUCAUGCUCAGUGUCAUCUUCUGCUGCUACCUGUUCAGGUUGAAGCAGCAAGAUACUAGACAGCAGUACAGCUACAAUGAGGUGGUGCUGAAAGGUGCAGGAAAGAAGCUGAGCCUUCUCGGACAGCCCUGCGCAGUGUGUCUGGAAGAAUUCAGAGCCCGGGACGAGCUGGGCGUGUGCCCCUGCUCCCACACCUUCCAUAAGAAGUGCCUGCUGAAGUGGUUGGAGAUCCGCAGCGUCUGCCCCAUGUGCAACAAGCCAAUCACGCGGUUGCACAAUGACAGCGCCCCACGGGGGGCAGAGGGCCCGCAGGACCCCGAGGAGGUGUGACCCCGACACACCUUACGACCCCAGAACUCUGGCCUGUGGCCACAUUCAUCAUCUCCAGUACUGCCACCACUGGAGCACAGGCGGUUGGCCUCCCACUACCCCAGGAGGAGAUCAGUUAGAAAAUAACCUCCGUGCACACCAAGCACCAGAGGCCUCACACACUGCCUGCUGCACCAUUACAUAGGAGCAAAGAGCACUACACGUGCCUCCAGUUGAGAACUAGCACCCGAUUGGCUAAAGCCAAAAAUAGACACCCGUUUUACACAUUUUGUGAAUAGAAGAGUGUUCUUCAGCCAGGCUCAAGCAGUGCAUUAUGGGUAAGGUUGGAGGUCAAGAGGGAGGUAAAUAUGCUGCCAGUAUGCCUGGGGGGCGUCUCUAAGCAACCAGCUAAUGAAAGACAACAUUGAACUUGCGCGACUGAUGACGAGCACUGCUGCUCACUACAACAGUACUUAGCUACAAGGAGGCAUGGUCUAACCACAAGGGAACCAGUUUGCUAUGCACUGAGAUUACAUGACUGUAGAGAGUAGGUAAAGUGUAUUGUCUGUUUGACUGGUACAAGUCUUUACUUGGGUCUUGUCUAGUGCUUAAAAGAAGAAAAUAUUAAGACAUGAACUAGUAACCAGCAGUUACCAUGUACUUCAGAAUUACUGAAUACGCAUCAGUCUCAGUUGACCUUUGGCCUAUUUUACUUAUUUUGUAUGGUUUAAUGUUAUUUUUUUUUUUUUAAAUAAAAAGUCAUGUUUGUGUUUAA
Messenger RNA from Electrophorus electricus (electric eel), 2383 nucleotides. RefSeq names its product RING finger protein 122. The record is from RefSeq and is a predicted model, not a curated record. Gene Ontology annotation, cellular component: nucleus. Gene Ontology annotation, biological process: ubiquitin-dependent protein catabolic process. Gene Ontology annotation, molecular function: ubiquitin protein ligase activity. Lineage: Eukaryota; Metazoa; Chordata; Actinopteri; Gymnotiformes; Gymnotidae.